Colletotrichum navitas is the source of this 1842-nucleotide messenger RNA. RefSeq names its product ABC transporter. Lineage: Eukaryota; Fungi; Ascomycota; Sordariomycetes; Glomerellales; Glomerellaceae. The coding region runs from base 1 to 1842 and encodes 613 amino acids. Gene Ontology annotation, molecular function: ATP binding; ATP hydrolysis activity. The record is from RefSeq and is a predicted model, not a curated record. The transcript has 3 exons.
AUGGUUUCCUCAUCCAAGGAGAAGAGACUCGCCAAGAAGGCCGCCGAUGGCAAGCUCGACAAGAAGAAGGCCUCCAAGAACGCCAGCACCACCGCCUCCUCUGUCAACGGCGACGAUGGCCCCGCCACCAGCGCCGAUAAGAUGGACGAGGUGAGCCGCCUCGCCGCCCAGAUGGACCAGCACGGUAUCUCCGACCGUGUCACCACCGGUGUCCUGGCCUCCACUCAGGCCAGCAAGGACGUCAAGAUCACCAGUGCCAGCUUGGUCUUCCACGGCCGCGUCCUCUUCACCGACACCACCCUCGAGCUCUCGUACGGUCGCCGCUACGGUCUCCUCGGCGAGAACGGUUGCGGAAAGUCCACCCUCCUCAAGGCCAUCGACGCCCGCGAGUUCCCCAUCCCCGAGCACAUCGACAUCUACCUGCUGAACGAGGGUGCUCCUCCCACCGAGCUCGGUGCCCUUGAGUGGGUCGUUACCGAGGCUGAGCGUGAGAUGGAACGUCUCGACAAGUUGGCCGAGAAGAUCCUCGAGGAGGACGGCCCUGAGAGCCCUGUCCUGAUGGACCUUUACGAGCACAUGGAGAAGAUGGACCCCUCAACCUUUGCUACCCGCGCCUCCCUCAUCCUGACUGGUCUGGGUUUCAACAAGGUGACCAUCAACAAGAAGACCAAGGACAUGUCCGGUGGAUGGAGAAUGCGUGUCGCCCUUGCCAAGGCCCUGUUCGUCAGACCCUCGCUGCUGCUGCUUGACGACCCCACUGCCCAUUUGGAUCUCGAGGCCUGCGUGUGGCUGGAAGAGUACCUGAAGAAGUGGGACCGUACCCUCGUCCUCGUCUCCCACUCCAUGGACUUCCUCAACGGCGUGUGCACCAACAUGAUCGACAUGCGCAUGAAGCAGCUCCUCUACUACGGAGGCAACUACGACAUCUACAACAGGACCCGCUCCGAGCAGGAGACCAACCAGAUGAAGGCGUACCAGAAGCAGCAGGACGAGAUUGUCCACAUCAAGAAGUUCAUCGCCAGCGCCGGUACAUACGCCAACUUGGUCAGACAGGCAAAGUCUCGCCAGAAGAUUCUCGACAAGAUGGAGGCCGACGGCUUCAUCCAGCCCGUCAUCCCCGACAAGGUCUUCACCUUCCGUUUCGCCGACGUCGAGAAGCUCCCCCCUCCCGUCCUGUCCUUCGACAACGUCACCUUCUCCUACUCUGGCGACCCCAAGGACGACCUGUACCGCAACAUCGACCUUGGUUUCGACAUGGACUCCCGUACCGCCCUCGUCGGCCCCAACGGUGUCGGCAAGUCCACCCUGCUGCGUCUGAUGACGGGCAAGCUCUCCCCCACCGACGGUUCCGUCACCCGCCACACCCACUUGAAGCUCGGCCUGUACUCCCAGCACAGCGCUGAGCAGCUCGACCUGACCAAGUCGGCUCUCGACUUCGUCCGUGAGAAGUACGCCGAGAAGUCCCAGGACUACCAGUACUGGCGCCAGCAGCUCGGCCGCUACGGUCUGACCGGUGAGGCCCAGACCUCCCUUAUCGGCACCCUGUCCGACGGACAAAAGUCCCGUAUCGUCUUCGCCCUGCUCGCCAUCGAGAGCCCCAACAUGCUCUUGCUCGACGAGCCCACCAACGGUUUGGAUAUCCCCACCAUCGACUCCCUUGCCGACGCCAUCAACGCCUUCAGCGGUGGUGUCAUUGUCGUCUCCCACGACUUCAGACUUUUGGACAAGAUUGCCAAGCAGAUUCUGGUGUGCGAAAACAAGACGAUCAGAGCCUGGGACGGCACGAUCGGAGAGUACAAGAACUACCUCCGCAAGAAGAUGAUCACGGCCGGUGCUGUCUAA